This is a messenger RNA of Lottia gigantea (owl limpet), 459 nucleotides long. RefSeq lists its product as hypothetical. Lineage: Eukaryota; Metazoa; Mollusca; Gastropoda; Lottiidae. The transcript has a single exon. The annotation marks the transcript as partial. The record is from RefSeq and is a predicted model, not a curated record.
CCCUUUGAUACUUUAGCAAGCGGUCUUGUUGGCAAACGCCCGUUUGAUACUUUGGCCAGCGGUCUUGUUGGAAAGCGACCCUUUGAUACUUUGGCAAGCGGUCUUGUUGGCAAACGCCCGUUUGAUACUUUGGCCAGCGGUCUUGUUGGAAAGCGACCCUUUGAUACUUUGGCUAGCGGUCUUGUUGGCAAACGCCCCUUUGAUACUUUGGCUAGCGGUCUUGUUGGAAAGCGACCCUUUGAUACUUUGGCAAGCGGUCUUGUAGGCAAACGCCCCUUUGAUACUUUGGCAAGCGGUCUUGUUGGAAAGCGACCCUUUGAUACUUUGGCAAGCGGUCUUGUUGGCAAACGACAAAUGGAUUCUUUAGCUAGUGGACUGGUCGGUAAACGAUUGGUGGAUUCUUUAGCGAGUGGUUUAGUUGGCAAACGCCCCAUGGAUUCAUUAGCAAGUGGCUUGGUU